This is a messenger RNA of Durusdinium trenchii, 1515 nucleotides long. Lineage: Eukaryota; Dinophyceae; Suessiales; Symbiodiniaceae. The record is from the annotation of a GenBank genome assembly.
AUGACGAUGCCACCGGGAGCGAUGAAGCACUUGCUGGUGCGACCAGCGGUGCCUGCACCUUUAGACCCCAACUUCUCCCCGGUGAUCCUGGCCAAGCGCCAGUACUUGAAGGCUGUGGCACAGGCCAGUGGUGCGUGGGAUGGAAUUCUGGGCACAAUCCUCAAGGGCAGCUUUACAUACCUGGAAUGGGCCCUGCCCAGGGCUGAUGGAUGUGCUCGGUACAAGCUGCCGGUGUUUCCAGAGGGCCACGAAGAUAUCGACGCGUCGAUCUAUUUGGCAGGAGUUUUGAUUCAAGAGAUGAUCUGGCAGCGCAGUGCCAAGUCCUUGCUGCUGUGUGGCCCGGCCAAAAUCUGCGAAGCCCUGGCCAAGGACUUCUCCGUGGAUGGAAAGUACAGUUUUGAGGUGACUUCCAUGCCCAACGUGUGCGGCACACCCGACAGCCCCUUCGAAGUGAAGAUCGUGUCUGAGGCAGAACUACCAGAGGCCAAGGACACACCCCAGGUGUGUGGGAAAUCCGCCAACGGCUGCCGUUUGGCCUUCGACUUGGGGAAGAGCGACAUCAAGACCGUGGCCGUGAAGGACGAAGAGGUGGUCUAUUCCAAAGAGACCGAGUGGGAUGUCACGAAUCCGGAUCCAGAUUACCACUUUAAGGCCGUGACCGCUGCCUUGAAGCUCGCCAAGGAGAAGUUGCCGAAGGUGGAUGCCGUGGGCGGCAGUGCCACGGGGACCUUGGGCGCCAACAACGAGGCCACCUGGUGCGACAUCUUCCCCAACGUGCCUCCAGCCGUCUACAAGCAGAAGGUGGUGGACAUCUUUCAGCGCAUCGCCAAGGACGUCGCUGGCGACGUACCACUGAAGGUCAUCAACGACGGCGAGGUGACUGCCUUGGCCGCCGUGCAGAAGUUGGGUGGCAAGGGCAACAUCAUGGGCAUCUCCAUGGGCAGCAGCGAGGGGGCUGGCUAUGCCAAUGCCCAAGGCAACCUCAUGGGAUGGAUCAAUGAGUUGUGCUAUGUGAAGCUGGACAUGAACCCAGAGGCGCCCACGGAUCCAUGGACCAAGGGCGCCCACACCGGGAUGAGCCACAUGUACUUGGGCCAGCGUGGCGCCACCAAGCUCGCAGCCAAAGCGGGCGUCAAGGUGCCGGCCAACUACGUGUAUCCUCACCCAGAGAUGUGCACCAUCAAGCACGAGAACCAUGCGCAGUGCUUGAAACUCAUCCAGAAGGCCAUGGAGGAUCCAGCAGUCCGUCCCCAGGUGGAGCAGCUCUACGUGACCAUGGGUGUGUACUUGGGCUAUGCGUUGGCCCAGUACUGUGAGUUCUAUUCCAUUGACCAUGUGAUGAUCCUGGGGCGCGUCAGCAAAGGCGCAGGAGGCGACAUCAUGCUCAACACUGCCAAGAAGGUGCUUGAAACCGAGUUCCCGGAGUAUGCCUCCAUGCAAUUCCACACGGCCGACGACCACUUCAAGGCCGUUGGCCAGUGCAUCGCCGCCGCCGCGCUGCCCACGCUCCCGUGA